This is a messenger RNA of Lolium rigidum, 1253 nucleotides long. RefSeq names its product type IV inositol polyphosphate 5-phosphatase 11-like. NCBI's taxonomy places the organism in Eukaryota, Viridiplantae, Streptophyta, Magnoliopsida, Poales, Poaceae. Gene Ontology annotation, biological process: response to salt stress; response to auxin; phosphatidylinositol dephosphorylation. Bases 133 to 1146 code for a protein of 337 amino acids. Gene Ontology annotation, cellular component: plasma membrane. The transcript is spliced from 8 exons. The record is from RefSeq and is a predicted model, not a curated record. Gene Ontology annotation, molecular function: phosphatidylinositol-3,4,5-trisphosphate 5-phosphatase activity; phosphatidylinositol-3,5-bisphosphate 5-phosphatase activity.
CCUAAUCAAUUUGGUUUCUGCAAAGAAACGUUGAACUUUCAGAACGGAACUGUAUAAAAAGGUUUGCUUUUGUAAUCUUCUGCUUAUGAGAUGAUUGGAAAGGAAGGACUCAGCCAAUAGAGUCAUAGAGAUAUGGGCAACUGCACGAGCUUCAGUCUUCCAAAAUGGGGAUUCAGUGAGCUGCACCGCGAUGGCAUGGUUUCUGUUGACGAGGAUGGAACUCAUGAAGGCAUAAAGACGAUUCGGAUUCAGAAAGCCUGUGAAUUCGUUACCAACUCUGUGCUCUGUGUCUGCAUUAUCACAUGGAACAUGAACGGCAAGAUGUCUUUCCAGGAUGUAAGGAAGCUGGUGAGCUCCGACAGGAAGUUUGAUUUGCUGGUUAUUGGGCUGCAAGAAGCCCCAAAAUCUGGUGUUGCUCAAGUUCUGCAGGAAGCCAUGGCUGAUACACACAUAUUGCUAUGCCAGAAAAACAUGCAGUCUCUUCAUAUGUAUCUUUUCGGGGCAAAGAGUUCGGAAUCAUAUAUCAGAGAGAUGAAGGUGGAUAAACACGCAGUCGGAGGCUGCGGUGGUGUAAUUGGGAGGAAGAAAGGAGCUGUGGCCAUGUACAUCAAUUUCAGUGGGAUCCGGAUGGUGUUUGUGUCCUGCCAUCUUGCAGCUCAUGAACGUAAGGUGGAGAAGAGGAACUCUGAAUGCCAACAUAUUUCACACUCGCUGUUCUCCAAGAAUGACAUUCAUUAUGCCAAAUCUGCUGACAUAACAGUGUGGCUUGGCGACUUGAAUUACAGAUUAGAAGGAAUAAGUUCGAUGCCUGCAAGGAAGAUGAUUGAGGAGAAUCGUCAAAGUAAGCUAAGAGGCAAAGACCAGCUUCUGCAAGAGGCUGAGAAGGGUCAAGUUUUCAACGGGUACUGUGAAGGGACCUUGUCUUUCAAGCCAACAUACAAAUAUAAUGUUGGAAGUAGCAACUAUGAUACAAGUUACAAGAUCAGAGUGCCAUCUUGGACAGAUAGGAUAUUGUUCAAGGUUGACCAUACUUCUGGCUUGGAUGCGAUAUUGAGUUCAUAUGAAGCACUUGAUUGCGUUAGGAGCUCCGAUCACAAGCCUGUGAAAGCUCAUCUUUGUCUGAAAGUAGGUGGUGGCGAUGCGUAGAUUUAUGUUACACUUGACAUAGUGCAAGUAUGUUAAAAUGAUUGAUUUGUUGUAACAACACUUGUAAAGGAAAACUGCACCCAGCAGUCAGUGUACUAUUACCAAGU